GAGUGCUGAGCGCACAGACUCUGCGCUCCAGUCCACGGUUCUUCACCGGAGGAGCGGAGCGCAGACAGAGACGCUGCCAGUGUUUCGUGCAUGAACAGCAGUCGGUGCCUUCUGCUCCACCCGCUUCGAAGCUUUGAAAAUUGACGGAUCUAAACAUCACCAUCAUACCCAUUUAAACAUCGAGACCAGCGGCUACGUUUGGAUAUACGCACCGUACAAGCACGGAGAUGUGGAUCAUAAAGUUCAUGUUGAUUUGGAGCUGCUGGAUCGGAGUGAGCGCGGACUUCGAUGGCAGGUGGCCCAGACAGAUGGCCUCAUCCAAUGGGCUGUGUCGAUACGGCGCUCGCGUCGACUGCUGCUGGGGUUGGACACGUGUCUCCUGGGGCCAGUGCCAGCCCCUCUACGUCUUAACCCACAGAGUAAUCGGGAUAAGGUGCCAACCCCAAGCGGUAUGUCAGCACGGAUGCAAACACGGAGAAUGCGUGGGACCCAACAAAUGCAAGUGCCAUCCAGGUUAUACAGGAAAAACAUGCAACCAAGAAGAGCAGGGCUAUGUUAUCCCCCCAUUAUGGCACAGUCACCCUCCUGUUUUUGUUCCCAUGGACCACCAGCCGAUUGCAGUGCCUUCAGAGGACUUGAACGAGUGUGGCCUCAAGCCCCGGCCCUGUAAACACAGGUGCAUGAACACAUAUGGGAGCUACAAAUGCUACUGCCUAAACGGCUACAUGCUGUUACCUGAUGGGAGCUGUGGAAAUGCCCGGACAUGCAGCAUGGCUAACUGCCAGUACGGCUGUGAAGUAAUGAAAGGAGAGGUUCGCUGCCAGUGCCCUUCCCCAGGUCUGCAGCUGGCUCCAGAUGGCAGGACCUGUGUGGAUGUGGAUGAAUGUGCCACAGGCCAUGCGGUUUGUCCCCGUUUCCGUAAGUGCAUCAACACAUUUGGGAGUUACAUCUGCAAGUGCCAUGAUGGCUUUGACCUGCAGUACAUCAAUGGGAAAUAUCAGUGUACAGAUGUGAACGAAUGCUCUUCGAGUCAACACCAGUGUGGUCCCUAUGCCACCUGCUAUAACACACCUGGUUCAUACAAGUGCAAGUGUAAAGAUGACUACAGAGGCGUGGGCUACGACUGCAAACCUAUCCCAAAGGUGGUAAUUGUCCCUCCACGACCUGGAAAGACCACACCGAGCAACAAUAACAACAAAGGGGGCAACAAAAUUCCAGACUCAGACCAAAAUAGGACCACCACAACAAUCAGACCACCAGUGACAGCUAAACGGAUCUCACCUACAAUAACAACCACCACCACCACCACCACCAAAUCUCCUCCAACCAAAAAAGUCACCCCUCCAGCGAGAGUCCCAGCACCCACCACCCGUAGGCCUCUCAUACCGACACGUAAACCCCCUGUUGUGGUGACAACCAAACCUAAGGUGCCGUCCCGUCCCACCACCACAGCUACCACCAAAGCCCCGGUGGUUACAACGAUGGCUCCCUUUAUCCCAACACGCAGACCUUCAAUCCCGUUUAUGACGCCAAUUGAUAACAGCAUCAAAGACAUUACUCAGAAACAAAGAGGUGAUGUUCACAUACCACGAAAUCAUGGGCAAAACAAUGUGCUUGAUAUCGAUUUAGACAUUGAACUUGGCAACACAGAAGAGGAGCUGAAGGAUGACCCAGAGACGGGUCAUCUGAGCUGCUCUUUUACCCACGGUCUCUGUGGAUGGAUCCAGCACAGAGAGGGAGACCUUCACUGGGAGACAACUGCAGAUCCUUCAGGUGGGCGGUACCUAACGAUCUCUGAGGGCGGAGAGAAGCGAGGUGGGCGUGGCGCUCAGCUGAUCCUCCCCCUGACGACGCCCUGGAACGAGGGGAACCUGUGCCUGGCCUUCAGACACAACAUGGCGGGCCACCACGUGGGCAUGCUGCAGGUGUUCGUACAGAAGGGACGGCAGCACAGCCCCGCUGUCUGGGGUCGAACUGGAGGAAACGGCUGGAGGUCGACCCAGAUCACCAUUUGGGGCAAUGGGCUAGAGAGUGUGAUCGUGAAGGGCGAGCGACGGAGAGGCCGUAAGGGCGAAAUAGCUCUGGACGACAUGAGUCUCAAACGCGGUUCUUGUCAGGAAGAGCACAAUCUGAGGAGACUUUAACACCGACGACACCACGAACAGAGACUUUUAACGCCAGCUUUACUCACGGGACUCUAGGAAGAUGGACACCUUACGGAAAGGGACGUGGCUUCUUGUCAGUCCCAGUACGAUUAUGGGUGCACUUCCUCUGGCCUUCCUCAAUGGCUACAAGUGCAUGUGCUCAGUUGAGUGCUGUAGGGACGACGUAUUUUUGUAGGCCAAAACCUGGAUAUAAUUUAGCAUUUUAGCACUUCCAGUUCUAUUGUUCCAAUGCCAGUGGGUUUUCUGAAUGGUUUUUGAUUAAAUGUGGUUAACAAAACCCUAUGUUUUAUUCUACAACAUAGAGUACAUCAGUAAAUACAUCCUUGUGAUAUUUUAAAAGCUUUUACUUGUCUUGAAAAAGGCGGUUGCUAACAAAUGGCUAAAUGGGACUACAGAAAUUUUUGGGGACAUUGAACAUCAUCAUGUGUGUUUCCCAUGGUCGCAAGUUCCGUCGUUACCAAUAGAGUUCAAUGGGACUUACGACCAUAGUUGACUAACGAUACUUUCGGGAAACGCGCCCCAGGUAAACUCAUCUAUACACUACCCAGUGAACAGGGAACGUCCUCAGAACUUUGGCUCAGGUUUAAUGAACUCUUUCAUCGCCAUUGAAGGAAUUUUCCAGCUUACCGUGUUUUCACUGUUAUACGGUAGGGGGCGCUAUUACACAUCUUAGAGAAUCUCCAGAUCAAAACAGGCAAAAAAGGAGCAGAAACAAGCGAUAAAAGCAUUGCGGAUGCACGUUGUAGUUAUGAAAAAAAACAUGGUUUUCUACGCUUUUUGUUGGAAAUGUUUGUUUUUUUUUUUUUUUUGAUAUAUAGCAUGUUCGGAUAAUCAUGCAACUAAAUAUUCUGGGGGUCAUGAAAGUUUUGUGAAAAUUAUUAAAAAUUGUGAAAAUUAUUAAAAAUGCUGGCAACUUUUUUAAAAGAAAUUCUGGCGGGGAAAGAGUUAAAGUUAUGAACAAACAUUCUUCUACUAACAUUAAUAGAGCAUUCGUUAUCUGGUCUUUAAUAAUGUUCUCAAGAUGUUUGCCCAAAACAUUAUUUAUACAUCGUUCAGUGAACAAUUUUUUUUUUCUUAAUUGUUUUAUUUGGAUGUUCAUCUAACAUUUUUUUUCAAUGUUGCAACUUGUUUCAGAACGUACAGAGAACAUUCAAAAGUAACGUUCAUAUAACGUUUGCAAAAUUAUAAAAUGGAAUGUUCCCUUAAUGUUCGUAUAACCAAGAAACCUUUUUUUAAAAUCAUUUAAAAUACUGGACGUUUUGAACAUCCAGGGAACAUUCAGAAAUAACGUUUUCAUAAAUUAACAGGAACAUUAGCAAAAUAUUCUUAUCUUAGAAUAUAUUUUUGUUAGCUGGGAGGGUAGUCUGCUUUCACAGCCUCACAAACUCUUCUAACUCAAAUUUUCAGGGAAAAUGUUUUUUAAAUAAAGACUGAAAGAGUUGUCGGAAGCUUAGUGACGGUGAUGUUGAAGUCAUGUGACCGCGGUAGUCGUAGUCCAUCGCCUACGUUGAGCGUUUUACUUCUGUCAAUUAUAUUUAGGCUUCAAAAUUCAUAAAAGUUGCAUUCAUUUGUGAAGAUUAUCAUGAUGAACAAAACAUGCAAGAAUCAUAAACUUUCAUUGGUCACAGAGCUUAUUUUCUGCAAUAAUCCAAAAGCCAAUGGAGGGAACCAGAGUGAUGGCCUACAAAAAUACAUCAUCGCUGCAGCACUGUUGAAUGAGAUGUCAAAGUCUGAAAAUAUUUUGUACAUUUUAAUUUUGUAGAUGUAAAAUUUGUCUCCCACUUCAAAUGUUUUUGUCGAACUGUUGAGCAGACGCCAUCAUGCCAUUGUAAAUGUAAAUUGCCCAUUUCAGUUGUUUGUCACCUGAAUGAUGAUGUCCUUUUAAAAUCCCCUUUUCAAUUUGACCGACGUGCUUUGUUAGCCCAGUUUGCAGCUAAUCUGAGUGAUUAACUAUUUUUGGUGUAUUAUUGUAAAUGUAUUCAUAUAUGUGUAUAUAUAUAUAAAUAUAUUUCAAAUAUGCUUUGUAGGUGCAUAUAUAUGUGAAUUCUUCAUUGUAUAAGUGAUGCAGGACAAUGUUUACAUCACACGACCCAGUAUUUUAUUAACGUAUAUUAAGUACAAACCAGUAAACUGUUCUGAAUUUACUUAUUAAUGGCUGUAUCAGCCAUUCUUUAUGAUCAUCACAACCAUGGUUACCCUUUAAGACUGUGUUGACUAUGACAGAUCUUGAUUUAAUAUACAGAUGAAGCAACGACCUCCAGACAUUAAAAGGUGUGAACAUAAAA
Molecule: messenger RNA, 4450 nt
Organism: Ctenopharyngodon idella (grass carp)
Lineage: Eukaryota; Metazoa; Chordata; Actinopteri; Cypriniformes; Xenocyprididae
Gene: npnta
Product: nephronectin a
Exons: 14
Coding region: 228-2144 (638 amino acids)
Cellular component (GO): membrane
Molecular function (GO): calcium ion binding
Source: RefSeq, a predicted model, not a curated record